Messenger RNA from Brenthis ino (lesser marbled fritillary), 1008 nucleotides. The record is from the annotation of a GenBank genome assembly. Lineage: Eukaryota; Metazoa; Arthropoda; Insecta; Lepidoptera; Nymphalidae.
AUGGUAAGUGGUAACGCAGUCGUAGAUGAAGGACGGAUUGCCUACAAACGGACUCAUUACCUCUCAGUGACCAUUGUCAAUUAUAAGACAAAAACUCCCACGGUUUAUAAAGGUUGUACGUAUGCGUACGCACUCAGAGCGCGUCUAAACUCAUCCGCAGUACUAGUGCUCAGUGUUACCAAAUAUAACGAAGCGUUUUUAAGUAUGGCGAAUUGUAAAUACAUUUUGAUACUUCUCGUGUCUGCCUCAACAUAUGCAGCGCCUGCUGGUAAAGAAACCAGCCAACAAAAAGCAGAAAAUGAUCUUAAGACGGCAAGCAGUUCAUAUACCAGUCAAUACUCUGACUGGGGAGGACAUAAUCCCGGAGGUUACACAUUCUCGGUGACAGGACUCGGUACCAUAGAUGAUAAAUAUGCAAAUGGUCCUGGAUAUAAGGGAUUUAGCGGUUAUGACAACUCAUUGAAAAGUGGUUAUACUGGAUACAAUAGAUACAAUGACAUAGCCGAUUAUGGCGGCGCAGGAUAUAAAGGAUACGGUUCUAAUAAUUUAGGUCAGGGUGGAUAUAGUUCUGGUGGAUAUGAUGCUGGUAGAUAUGGUGGUAGUGGCUAUGGCGCCAAUGAGUAUGGCGCUAGUGGAUAUGGCUCUAGUGGAUAUGGUGCCAGUGGUUAUGGUGCUAACGGUUAUGGUCCUAACGGUUAUGGUGCUAGUGGUUAUGGUGCCAGUGGUUAUGGUGCCAGUGGAUAUGGCGCCAGUGGAUACGGUGCGGGCUAUGGGGCUAGCGGAUACAAUCCAAACUUUGGUUCGUCACCAAAUGGUUAUGAAAAUAUCGGAAACGGAGGAUAUGGUGGCUUUGGAGGCAACGGCGGUUUAAACUCCUACUACGGUUACAAUAACCCUAACUAUAUAGGCGGUGGUCAUCUUGGCUAUGGAUAUUACAAAAAAGGAAACAUUUACAACAGUGGUGUUACACCAAGCUUAGUUGCUGGAUACAGGGGUUAUACAAGGCGA